Ipomoea nil (Japanese morning glory) is the source of this 630-nucleotide messenger RNA. RefSeq names its product E3 ubiquitin-protein ligase MARCH1-like. The record is from RefSeq and is a predicted model, not a curated record. Gene Ontology annotation, molecular function: zinc ion binding. The transcript is spliced from 4 exons. NCBI's taxonomy places the organism in Eukaryota, Viridiplantae, Streptophyta, Magnoliopsida, Solanales, Convolvulaceae. Bases 1 to 630 code for a protein of 209 amino acids.
AUGGCCGAAAAUCAGGUGGCGCAAAACCCAAGCAACAGCAGCAGCUCCAACACCACCCGCCGUUCCCGCUCUAUCUACAGCAGUGAUCGGGAUUUGGAGUCAGCUUCUUCGCUUUCUUGCCGUAUCUGCCUUGACAGUGACACCAGAGAAGGCGACCAACUCAUAUCUCCUUGCCGCUGUAAAGGCUCCCAAGAGUUCGUCCAUAGAGAAUGCUUGGACCACUGGAGAUCUAUCAGAGAAGGUUUUGCUUUUACCCACUGCUCCACUUGUAAGGCAGCAUUUCAAUUACAAGUGAAAGAGGUGAAAUAUGACAUUGUCACAAGACUAAAGCACAAGCUCUUUGUGGUCAAGGAUUUUUUUGUUCAUUUCCUGAUUGCUCAAGCACUAAUUGUAGUGCUUGGUGGGUAUAUGUACAUUGUGGAUUACGAGGGAGUGAUUCACAAGGCUGUUGAUAAGUAUUUGAGCUUCUUGUCUUCACAAUCCAAUAUUUCCUUCUACUACAGCAUGGUCGAGAAAGUGCCUACCAUCGCCGGACUACGAACAGAGUCAGUGUCCACCGGCGGCUAUGAUGUAGCGGCGGUGCCGUGGGGCAUUGUGGGCUGUCAUCAGCGCUUCAUCAUCCAUGGAUGA